AUGCAAGAAAUCAUUGAUCAAUUUGCUAUUGAUAAAGAAAAAUUAGAAAUUAUUGUUCAAAGAAUGAGUGAAGAAUUAACUAAUGGACUUCAAGAUAAACCAAGUACUCUUAAAAUGCUUCCAUCUUAUGCCCCUAUUCCUACUGGUAAAGAAGUUGGUACUUUUAUGGGUAUUGAUGUUGGUGGAACUAAUCUCAGAGUUUUAUUAUUAGAAAUUCCUGAACCUGGUGUUCGUGGAGAACUUAAAUCAGUUGAAUGUAUUAUGCCAAAAACAUCAACAACCAUAGACCAAUUCUUUGGAUUUAUUGCCCAAAAGAUUAAAGAGUUUGUUGAAAAUAACAAUUUAAAAGAAAAAGAAAUUAAAGCUGGAUUGACAUUUUCUUUUGCUGUUGAACAAAUUGCUAUAGAUAAAGGAAUUCAACAAUCCUGGUCAAAAGGAUGGGACAUUAAAGAAUCCAUUGGUAAAGAUAUUGUUGAAAUUUUCCAUAACCAACUUGCAAAAGUUAAUGUUAAAAAUAUUAGGAUAGUCGCAUUUAUCAAUGACACUGUAGGAACAUUUGCUAAUCUUGCAUAUGAUGAUGCAUCAUGUGGUAUGGGACUUAUUUUUGGUACAGGAACUAAUGGAUGUUAUAUUGAGAAAACAUCUAACUUUGCAUCUUCUAAAUUAAAAUCAGUAUGUAAGGAAGAUUAUAUGAUUGUUAACACAGAAUGGGGAGCAUUAGAUAUUCCAGAACUUGGAUAUAACAGAUUUGAUAAGAUGAUUGAUGAUGUUAGUGUCAACAAAGGAGAACACUAUUUUGAAAAGAUGAUUUCAGGUAUUUACAUGGGAUGGUUAGCAAGAUUAGCUAUUAGAGAAUUAAUUGAGAAAAAGGUUAUUUUUGAACGAUAUGCUAAUGCUGAUGUUUUUUCUAAUUCACCAGAUGAUACUGACUGUGAUCACUCAAAGAAAUAUACUUCAAGACAUACUGGUAUUGUUGAAGAUACUACUCCUGAAUUGAUUCUUGUUGAUGAAAUGCUUAAAUCACUUGGAGUUAAUGACUCUACUUUAGAAGAAAGAAAGAUCCUUAAGAAUAUAACUGAAGCAGUUGUUAAAAGAGCUGCCUAUCUUGCAGCAGCAGCAACUGUAUGUUUAUAUCGUAAAAUGGUUCCAUAUAUGAAAGAAAGAACUACUGCUGGAGUUGAUGGUUCAGUCUUUGAGAAAUCCGUUCCAUUUAAGAAAUUCUAUCUUGAAGCACUUGACCUUUUACAACCUGUUGAAAAGGUUACUUGUCAGUUAUCUAAAGAUGGAUCUGGACUUGGUGCUGUCAUUGUUGCUGCUGCUGUUGCAUGCAAACAAUAA
This is a messenger RNA of Entamoeba dispar SAW760, 1338 nucleotides long. Its product is annotated as glucokinase, putative. Bases 1 to 1338 code for a protein of 445 amino acids. The record is from RefSeq and is a predicted model, not a curated record. The transcript has a single exon. Gene Ontology annotation, biological process: glucose 6-phosphate metabolic process; intracellular glucose homeostasis; glycolytic process. Gene Ontology annotation, molecular function: D-glucose binding; mannokinase activity; ATP binding. NCBI's taxonomy places the organism in Eukaryota, Evosea, Mastigamoebida, Endamoebidae. Gene Ontology annotation, cellular component: mitochondrion; cytosol.